Sceloporus undulatus (fence lizard) is the source of this 2466-nucleotide messenger RNA. RefSeq names its product SH3 domain containing 21 (gene MNMIP1). Gene Ontology annotation, molecular function: protein binding. The record is from RefSeq and is a predicted model, not a curated record. The coding region runs from base 87 to 1748 and encodes 553 amino acids. Lineage: Eukaryota; Metazoa; Chordata; Lepidosauria; Squamata; Phrynosomatidae. The transcript has 18 exons.
GGAGCAAGUCACAGUGGCUCUCCUGAACUUCUUUCAGGCAGGAAUUGUUUCCUGGGAGAGAUGUUUCCUAGACUUCAUUUCUUGGGAUGCCCCUCCAAGGAGUGACCAGGCUUGAGGUCUUGGUCCUGGUGGACUUUGAGGGCCAGUUGGGCGAUGAGCUGAAGAUCGUGGCCGGAGACAUCAUCCAGAAGGUCCAGCCGGGGCCGGAGGAGGGAUGGCUGCAGGGUGAGCUGGAUGGCCGGGUGGGACUCUUCCCUCAGCUGUUUGUCCAGGAAAUCCCAACCAGCCUCCGAGCGGAUGGCACCCAAAGGUACCCCCGAUCUCUCCGCAGUGCACAUGCUACGAAAAAGUUGGCAACCACGAAACAACGCUGGUGUCAGGUCACCUUCCCUUAUGUCCCAGCGAAGGAGGAUGAGCUGGAGCUUUGCCCUGGAGACUUGGUGCAGAUCUUGAAGGAGAUCGAAGAUGGCUGGUGGCUGGGAGAAAAGGGAGGCCAGCUGGGCGCCUUCCCUUCCAAUUUUGUGCAAGAGCUGAGUGGCACAUCCUCAGAUGCCUUUUUCCUGUCACCCAAAGGGGGUGCAGCCAAGCAGCGUCCCAAAAUGACGAACGAGACCUUUCUUCUCAAUGAGACUGAGAAGCUGGAGAGUCCAUCAGAGAAGGUGGCUUCUCCUCCUCCUCUUCCUCCUCCUCCUCCGGCGCAAGAGACCCCAAAAGCCCAGCCCUUACAGGAGAAUGCCCCAGGCGACACUCCUCGAUACUGUCGGGCCAUGUUUGACUAUGAACCAGAGCAUGAAGAUGAGCUGCCCAUCCGGAAAGGGGACCUGAUUCUCUUGUUGAAAAAGGAGACAGUUGACUUGGGCUGGUGGGAAGGAGAGAACCGGGGCAAGAAGGGCCUCUUCCCUGACAACUUUGUCAUACCGCUGACCCAUUUGGAGCCUGGGAUCAGAACCAAGGUGCCCACAAGGAGGAAGGAGGCUGCAGCCAAGGGAGUAAAAAAGAGCUUGCAGGGCAGCAAAGGAGAAAUGAGACCACUUGGAGACCUCAAAGAUUUCAAGGAGCAGAAGAAAAUGGAGGCCUCCAAACCCAAUCCUCCUCUUCCUCCGGUCAAGAAAGCAGCUCCUCCACCUCCCCCUGUGCCAACCAAGGCCAAGCCAGCAUCCUCCGUUCCCCAAAAGUCCUCAAACAUCCCAGUUUCCUGCACAGCCACACCUGGAGGGAAAGCCAAAUCCAAGGAGACAGAAAACAACACUUUCGAUGCCGUUGUGGUUCCUGGUGCCAAGCUGACCCAUCCGACAACCAGCCGCCCCAAAAUGCCAGGCAAGCGGCCACCCAGCCAGCUGAUGGCCGGCUCCAUGGUGGUUGAGAAAGGGCCCAUUUGUCCUACAAACUCUGCAGAGAAACCCAAAAGCCCUGAGCAGGUGAAGGUGCCAUUGCUUUCCAAAAGAGCUGAGUCCCCAAUCGCAGUUUUGGAGAAUCCCUCCUCCAAGGAACCGCUAUCUUCUCUGGAGGACUUCAAGGCUGAACUCCGGACACUGAGGACCCUCAUGGACCUGAUGCAUGACCAGCAUCGGAAAGACAUGGAAGAGCUGAAGGCAGAGAUGAGCCAAGAACAGACCAAGAGAGCAGCUCUGCAGGCAGAGAUUGAGUGGCUGAAGCAGACAUUGCCGACUGUAGGGUUGGUGGACCAGGGCUGCAAGAAGCCCAGUGGUGUGGAACCGGCAACCCUUGGCAUAUCCUCGCUUGGUUAGAGCAACCCCUACAAGGUCUCCACUAAGGACUGAACCAGUUGCAUUGCAUCCUGUUCUCCAUGGCCAUAUUGUGCUCUUAGCUGGAUCUUGGGGGAACAAAAGUGCUACAGUCCAGUGAUGCUUGAGGCCAAUGUGGUCUUCUUGGCUGUGGUCCAGCUGCCACAAAUGAAUAUCUCAUUUUUCUAGAAGGCCUUUUACAUCCAGCCUGGAUUGUCCAACAGUGCCUAUGGAAGAAGAGACACCAGUUGUCCUUGCCACCUGAGAUGAGGCUGCGAUGUGCCACAACCAACACGGCAGGCCAGUUGAGAAGCUAGGGAGACACAUAUCUGCAUGUUAAGCUCAGUUUAAAUCUUGCAGCUCUUCUCACCAAUAGAAUAGGAAAUCCUUGGCCAGAAACUUGCCUGCCCCAACUAGAGUUGGCCCAUUGAGUCGAUGGGAUUUACCAAUGUUUUUGGCUCAUCAUUAGCUGAUUCAGUGGGUUUUUUCUAACCAGGAUUAAGGAAUAAGGUUCUGACCCCUGUCACCUUAAGCUGUCCUUAAGGGAGGAUCCUUACACAGCAAUGGUGCAAUUCCUUUGCAAGAGGCCACAGCAGCAACAAGCGAGUUGAUUCUGUGGUUUGGACCCUCUUCUUCAUCUUCUUCUGCAGCCAUUUUGGUCUCACCUAACGGUGACUGAUUCUUUUAAUGCGUAAAUAUAUCACCUUUUUAAUUUAAAAUA